Messenger RNA from Dermacentor andersoni, 2248 nucleotides. Lineage: Eukaryota; Metazoa; Arthropoda; Arachnida; Ixodida; Ixodidae. The record is from RefSeq and is a predicted model, not a curated record.
ACUAGAUUUUAUUGGGCGAACCUGUGCCCACAAAACAGGCUACACUUAUAGCACAACGAAAGCGGCGAACACAGUCGGCGAUCGUCGAAAAAUCUGAUCAGCGGGCCAAGCGCGUCGGCUUUUAUACAGCAGUCGUCGAACGUUCCAGACUAAUCGUUGGGACCCGCGUGCCUUCCACAAAGUUCUACACCAUUCGCGUCACCCGAUGAAAUCUGAUAACACAAGGUUCGGCGACAACAGACAGCCGGAUAGAAGCAUCGAUAACUUUCCAGAAACUUCGGAUGCAUGCAGGCGCGUCCCGCGCUGUGCGAUAACAUUUGUUAGGCGGCGAAACGUGGUCGCCCGAUAAAGAUAAGUACACGUGUCAAUAUUAUAAAGAAAAUAAAAAGCACAGCCGAAAAGCGCCGGGCUCGUGAUGAUGGGGUGGUGGGUUAGAAUAUCGUUGUGAGAAUUUUUUUUUACAGCAAAAGCUAGAUAUGACUAACCUUCCGUAGUUUUCUCGGUGUCCGGCAACAUAAACGGACUUAGCGAUUUCCAACAAACGCAUAUGGGUGAAGUGCGGCGGCGCAAAUGUCAAAUUUCGGUACAGAUUAAAACGCUCGCGUGAGCAAUUGCGUGACAUCAAGGUUACCGCCGUAUAUAAGCAGGAGAGCUAUUUGCGCUAAAAACAGCUGCGUUAUUGAUGGGGCGGACACGUGUAGUUCGUGCACCCGAAGAACAACAUGCGUACUAGGAGCGCCGGAGGGAACAGCAACGAGAACGUAAACGGCGCCGGAGCGAAAUGACCACCGACGAAGAACUUUCCCGCGAUGCUGAACGAAAACGACCAUCGCGAGCCCGGGCACCUCAGAACGAGCAACGACGCCAGACUCGCAAAGCGAAAAAUGACAACCAGUGACAACAGUCAAAGCUCUCAUACGAAAAGCAAAGUGCUUUUACGUCCAUUCCAUUCUCACAGCUUGGAAUGAUUGUCAUUUUUGCAAAGGUUGCUGGAUUAUUGAUUUACUCGUUUGACUUCUGCUCUACUCGUUCUUUUGUCUGGAGUUUUAACACCCCGUCUUACAUGGAGGAUUCCGGCCAAGGGGAGCGAAGGGGCCCGUUGCGUUGCCCAAGGAGAGGGAGGUGAGGGGGGGGUGGGCGUUAGGUAGAAGGCACUGUUGCGACCGCAGACCAAUGAAUAAUGACGCGUUGUUACGUUGUUACUGUGCGACCCAGUGAGACGCCCCCCUCCCCCCUCAUCCACUGACUAACAAACACCUGCGCACAUAACACGCGGUGGAAUAAAAAGGGGGCCCCUCUAUUUAGCAGUGACAAGGCCUGUCACAAUAGUGUAGACUACUAUGGCGGGUCCCCUCACCGCAGUGAGCACCGUUCUGCUUACAGGGGCUCCACGAAUACAAAGAAGAAGAAGAAGGGCAUAGCGGGCUGUGAUGGCAGAACAGCUGCUUACGACGAAACUUGAGAAGCCGAAGGAGCGCACUUUGGUGCUGUUACCAAUCUCGACAGACCCGCGCUCCAUCACGUUCGUGGCCGGCAAGUGCGAAGGUGCCCACCAUUGGGAACAACCGGCCGUCGUCGAAUCCGUGGCUCGACAGCAAGCGUCGGGCGACACGGGUGACGAGCCUUCGACUGGUCCGUUGCCUUCUACAUCGAAUCCAAGGCUCUCCGUGGCCCGCUGGACAGUAGUGGUUGAGCGAUGUGUCGUAGCGAGUGCUGCCGCUCUCGUCGUCAUCAUCUUUGUCUUCGGCUUCGGCUCAUUCGGAGACCAUAGCGGGGAUGGGCGCCGCCAUUCCCCUGCUAACCUUCCGGCUGCCUCAGGCUCGAACCAAGGACUAAGGGCAGCUCGAGUUGCGCGCGACGAACUUUCUCUACUUCGCAACUGGAGCUUCGUCUUGACAUUCUGGCACGAAGACAAAAACAACGGAACGCCCGCCAACGACAGUGCAUUCUUAGCAGCUGGCGACAGUGAAUACGACGAGGCGAAGGGAGGAAUUUCGGUGAAUAUCACGGUGGACGGCAGAUCAUAAUUUAUGCUUUUACGCUUGCACAAAGGUGUACAUAGGUUCUGACAUUCCCGAGGCGCCGAGUGUUCAAGGUCGGUAAGGAGGUGUGCUCUCUUAGUAAAUAGAAGUGCAGCCAGUCUCCAGAUCUUGAGAUCUUUAACGUACUCUUUUCUUUAGCUUUGUUUCUUUACUGAAAUAUCCACGGAAUCUAGAUUGCUAUAAGGAAAUAAAACAAAGUAAAUAUA